AUGCCAUUCAAAAGACGGCACAUUCUCCUCCCUUCCUUCCACUUUUCAUUGUCGACCUCAGCAAUGCAGGCUUUACUACCAGCGACCGGCAAGAUGAUCGUGCCGAAGUGCAGCGCCAGCAAGAAAGACGGCCAUCGUGCAGCUGCCAAGAGAACAUACGGCAUCCGCAAUGACAUCCGUGAAGCGGCGAUGCAAUGCCACAAGACCAAGGUCUCCAAAUCCAAGCGGCUCCCGAAUCGACCUCGCAGCAGCACUCACAUCAUGUCGACCCGUGGAGUCACCACUCAACAGAGCCGCGACGCAGUCAUGGACACAGCAGAACUGUUCGAAGCCAUCCUCCUGCAACUCCCGCUUUCAGACCUGAUCACCUACCGCUCAGUCAACAAAACCUGGUUCCAAACAAUCCACAACUCCCCAAAACUCAUGCAAAAACUCUUCCUCUCCCCAACACCUGCCGACACCCACCCGCUCUGGAUCUACAACCACCACCACGCCACGCUGGCAACUUACAGCACCCGCAACGAAGACAUCCGCGCAAUCAAGACCGAGUCUCAAUUCAAAGCCUACGAACUCUGGCGCAAGCAGCACUUCAUGAUGCGCCCCUCCCUCCUCAACCCGAUCCUCCUCACAACAGACCCGCCUCACCUCCGCGGUCCCCUCCUCCGUCGCGCAAGUCUCUGUGAAAGCAUCCGCUUCCGCUUCGCUCCCGACUUGCGCAAACGCAGCAAGCCAAACAUUUACCACGAAAUGUACCUAACCCAACCCCCCGUGGAAGAAAUCCAAGUCCAAUUCUUCUACCACCUGGAUAAAUCCAACCGACGCGGCCGGCCGCUUACUACGGGUGCAGAAGGUUUGGUGGUGAAGAGGCCCGGGGGUGUUAGGUUUAGGGAUUUGCUCAUGGAGUUUGUGGAUCAUGUUGAGGCGGUGUCGGUGUUGUUGCCGAGUAGUGGGUAUCAUGUUGAGUGUAGGCCGGAGAAGAGGUACAAGAGUGUGGUGUAUUUGCUGGGUGCGGUGUUUGCGGAUGAGGGGGAGGUGGAGAGUGUUGAGGGGGUGCAGGAGGGAAAGGGGAUUAGUCCGAUGGUGGGGAGGUUGAUGAGAAGGGAUGGGGUUGUUGGGGUGGGAGUGGUCGAGGGAGGAUGA
Messenger RNA from Fulvia fulva, 1140 nucleotides. RefSeq lists its product as uncharacterized. Gene Ontology annotation, molecular function: protein binding. Lineage: Eukaryota; Fungi; Ascomycota; Dothideomycetes; Mycosphaerellales; Mycosphaerellaceae. The record is from RefSeq and is a predicted model, not a curated record. Bases 1 to 1140 code for a protein of 379 amino acids. The transcript is spliced from 2 exons.